AUGUCAUACGAAAACGUGAGCUGGCUCUCUGAGGGACUAUCAGAUUGGCAGCAUGCCAUCUACCACAUGGAUGACCCAAAUGCCGAGCUACAUCCUACAUCUAACAAAGGGAGAGAGGCCAUGGCAUAUCUCACUUACUUGAUCGACCACUACGACGUUCUUCCAAAAACCAGUCUGUUUCUUCACCCGCAUAGAAGCGGCUGGCCUAUUGCAUGGCACACAGACGCUGAAGACUAUGACAAUGUCAUAUCAGCCCAAAGUCUACAGCUCAAUCAUGUCCAACAACAUGGCUACGUAAACAUGAGAUGCAUAGCCGUUCCCGGAUGCCCCGAUGAGAUCCAACCAUUCCGAGUCCAUCCUGACCGCCCAUAUGAAGUUGCCUUUGGAGAAGCGUACAAGUAUAUGUUUCAAGUUGCCGAUGAUAUAGACGUUCCUCAAAUAAUUGGAACGCCCUGCUGCCCCUAA
Messenger RNA from Exophiala mesophila, 465 nucleotides. RefSeq lists its product as uncharacterized. The transcript is spliced from 2 exons. NCBI's taxonomy places the organism in Eukaryota, Fungi, Ascomycota, Eurotiomycetes, Chaetothyriales, Herpotrichiellaceae. The record is from RefSeq and is a predicted model, not a curated record. Bases 1 to 465 code for a protein of 154 amino acids.